Molecule: messenger RNA, 3591 nt
Organism: Alligator sinensis (Chinese alligator)
Lineage: Eukaryota; Metazoa; Chordata; Crocodylia; Alligatoridae
Gene: GATM
Product: glycine amidinotransferase
Exons: 9
Coding region: 1-1188 (395 amino acids)
Biological process (GO): creatine biosynthetic process
Cellular component (GO): mitochondrion
Molecular function (GO): amidinotransferase activity
Source: RefSeq, a predicted model, not a curated record
AUGCUGCGCGUGCGGUGCCUGCGCGGGGGCAGCCGCGGAGCCGAGGCGGUGCACUACAUCGGGUCGCGGCUUGGAAGAUCACUUACCGGAUGGGUGCAGCGAACUUUCCAGAGCACCCAGGCAGCUACAGCCUCUGAGGCUUCCUGUGCUGCUGAUGACAAUAAGGCCACCGAUCCUCUUCUGAAUGACUGCCCUGUUUGCUCAUACAAUGAAUGGGACCCACUGGAGGAAGUAAUUGUAGGGAGAGCUGAAAAUGCAUGUGUCCCUCCUUUUUCUGUGGAGGUUAAGGCCAACACAUAUGAAAAGUAUUGGGGGUUCUACCAGCAGUUUGGAGGCCAGAGCUUCCCCAAAGAUCACUUAAAAAAAGCUGUUGCUGAAAUUGAAGAAAUGUGCAAUAUUCUGAAAAUGGAAGGAGUCAUUGUGAAGAGGCCUGAGCCAAUUGACUGGUCAGUCAAAUAUAAAACACCUGACUUUGAGUCUACAGGUAUGUAUGCUGCCAUGCCAAGAGACAUCCUGUUGGUAGUUGGAAAUGAAAUUAUUGAGGCUCCGAUGGCCUGGCGAGCUCGUUUCUUUGAAUAUAGAGCAUACCGGCCAAUCAUCAAGGAAUACUUCAACCGUGGGGCCAAGUGGACAACUGCACCCAAGCCCACAAUGGCAGAUGAACUCUAUGACCAGGAUUAUCCCAUCCGCUCUGUUGAAGAUAGACAUAAGCUGGCUGCUCAGGGAAAAUUUGUGACCACUGAAUAUGAACCAUGCUUUGAUGCUGCUGACUUUAUUAGAGCUGGAAGAGAUCUUUUUGUACAAAGAAGCCAGGUUACUAACUACAUGGGCAUUGAGUGGAUGCGGAGACAUCUGGCACCUGAAUAUAGAGUACACAUCAUCUCUUUUAAAGAUCCUAAUCCUAUGCACAUUGAUGCCACAUUUAAUAUCAUUGGACCUGGCCUUGUGCUGUCCAACCCAGAUCGUCCAUGCCAACAGAUUGAACUCUUCAAAAAGGCAGGCUGGACAGUGGUUCAGCCCCCACUUCCACUCAUCCCAGAUGGACACCCACUGUGGAUGUCUUCUAAAUGGCUCUCCAUGAAUGUCUUAAUGCUGGAUGAAAAACGUGUGAUGGUGGAUGCCAAUGAGACUUCCAUUCAGAAGAUGUUUGAAAAUCUAGCACCUGUAUCCUGCUCCUGCAGCCAAUAAGAGUUUUGCCAGUGAUUUGCAUUGAACUGGGAUUGGACCUUGGAGCCACUUUCCUGAGUAGAAGAGAAUGGGCAGCCACAACUCCUCCUUAAAGUUGCUUCGCAGAGAUCAGUGCUGAAAUCACAAUGUCAGCAUUGUACAUCAACUCCAGUUAUUUUGGAGCAGUAACAGGACCCCAAGAUGGGGUGGCAGGCACUUCAAGCUCUGGGUAAAUGAGUGGACAAAUGUACACAUGCAUAUCUAACACUGUCAACUCUGAGUGGGACUGUGGUAUAUACUCGUGUUACACGGUACUUCAGGCACAAAUGUGGGCCAUGUACUUUACCACCAUGUACACUCCAACAGCCUACACUGAAUGGGAGAAAAAUGGCUCCUUAUGACUACACCCAAUUCAUAUUCAGCUCCACCCCAGCUCAUCUUAACACAGAUCUCUCAUUAGAUGAAAGGAUGUUUACAAUAAUUUUAACACUUUGCUAUCCACUGAUUGAGCCUCAGUUGGGUAGGACACUUCCAGUCUCUGGAGGAGUAUCUUGACUCCUUGCUCCACCCCCCGAAACAUGCUCUCUUCUGGCUUGCAUUUCUGACAUGAUCUAUUGCCUACUGCUUUUGCCAACACCUGCUGCAAAUUAGAAGGGGCAUUAUAGUGGCAGGGUAGGGAAGGCAAGUGGGAUUAGUGCUGCCUGAGUGAAGAGGUUUUGUUGUUCCUUAGGAAACAGGAGCAGGCGGUUGUAUUUUAGGCUUCUAUAAUAUUCUUUAAUGUGGAAAAUCUCUCCUAGCCUCAUUGCAUUUGACUCAGCUUGACAGGGGAAGACAGGGUGUCUUUAGGAAUUGCACAAACCAAAACACUUUUCUUAUGUUCCAAGAUUAUGGUCACAGCAAAUUUCCCUCUAACUGAGGUUUUGUCCAAAAAAAAAAAGAAAAAGAAAAAAACAAGACAAAACACCUUUUAGGAGGCAUAAAAACACAAACAGCCUAGUUGUUUCCCCUCCCCCCCUAAAAUUUGCCUUCUAACAUUAAGUGUUCCUGAGCUGUUCACAACCUAAACAUUGCAGUGCUCACCAGGUGCAUGAGAACCCAGGGAAUGAACCCAAAGGGGAAGCUGAGCCAGCUUUCCCUUUGCUGCCAGCUGAGACAAUGCAAACAGCUGAGAACAAAUCUUAAAAAGCAACCUUUAAUCUCGGCUGGUGCUGGUACAUGAGGAGAGAUUCAAAAUAUUACCUGGUUCAGUUCAGUUUGCAAAUCUGGUCUACUCUAGGAAUUUGAGAGGGAGCAUCAGAAAGAUUUCUACCUUCUCCCUUCUUUCGGGUUUUGGUAACUGCAAACGUUUCUGCUUUUGUGUUGUUUGCAGGCUCUUUCUUUGUCUACAUGUGAUCAAUUUAUCUCCAGGGAACCUUGUGCUUUUAGUUGAACUUAAUCAGACCGGGACCCUUAACUAAGCUUUUAUGGGUUUUAAAGAAAGCGUGGCACUUAUUUCUUGGAAGACAAAUGCAUGAGCUCUAAUGUUGGAACAAAGCAGGCCUGUGAAAGCUCCUUACUGACCUAUUUCUUUCUUUCCCCAUUCAGAUUAGGAAGCUGAAACUACUAGGAGUGAAGUACUGGCUGGGAUUUGUUGGCUGUCAGUCUUUAGUUGAAAGGGGGAUGGGGGGGGAAGAUUCAGUGCACUUUCACAUUUAGACCUUAGCAAAGAUCUGUUUCAAGGUUUCUGAUGCAGUGGUCUGGCCUUUGGCAAUCUACUUUGAAUACCCUAUUGGAAGGGCAGCAGUGGGAAUUCAGGCCAGCUUUUUUCCCUUCUAAUCAGGAAUUUGUUGUCCUCAUCUGCUUCUUUGCCCUUGUGGAAAGGAGGUAAUGCACAGUCUGGCUGCCUAGGAAUCUGAAAUUUCUGUUUUGUCUGGACACUAUAUAUGGUACUUUGGACACUAGAUGUUUAGGGCUCAUGAUUUGAUGCAGUCACAUGUUAGGAGCAAUUAUCUCAUUAUGACUAAUAGGGGUAAAUACUAUAUUGGUAUAAAUACCCACAAAUGGAUAGCAAGCAACCUUAGCCACACAUCUCGAACACUAAAAUUCUGACUUUUCUAGACAUGCCAGACUUUACCAGCUAUGAACAUUCUCCUGUACUCUUACAGUAUUUGGAGUGGUGCACACAACAGGAAGCCUCUCCCCACCCGAGUCAUGGUUUCUCUUUUCCUGCUGGGGCACUUGUCCUGUUGGCUAACUCCUGAUGGUGUUGGGUGGUUUUAGAGCAACCUUCCCUUUUACACUUCCUUCAGCCAGAAAUCCUCAAGUUGGGUGGUUGGUGUCUGAGUACAAAAGGUGACCAAACGCUCAGCCCACAUGCCAGACCAAUGCAGAACACGAGAGCAGGUCAUGUUCAGCGUGUGAAGAGCUCAUGAUCAUGAGGCCGAC